UGAGUGAUUGAUUAGCAAGACUAUUAAUAUGGGGCAUCGGACAAUAACGCGACGCUAUUUACGUGAGAGAGACUUGCUGUUUUCGACAGUAUAACGACACAGUCUUGGCGAAAAUUCUUAGUACAGCAAGUAGAGCAUGUAAUUCCAAAUGCGCACAUGAACAUUCGUCAGCUGUUAGGGCACACAUGUGGCUGUAUGUGUGUAAAUCAGCUGUUAGACGUACGUACGUGUGUGCAAUAGAUUGUCCAUUUGUAAGAUUGGUGAUCACGAGCAGAUGUGCAGUUUCCUAUGUCUAAGUACCCACCACAAAGAAUCCACAAAUAUUCAAUGACAGAUGUUAUGUGCAAUGAUCACCACCGAAUAAAUAUGAAAAAACGACUCUUCAUGGAAACAUAUAAUGACAAGUUAGCAGAACAAGCUUUCCACAGACAAAAAGACUACCAAUAUACAAUCUAGCGAUCUGUGAAUAGGAAGUUAUCAUCACACCAAUCCAUAUUGUAAAUAUAUCUAAAUUCAUCAUCACUGGAUCUUUUGUCUAUUUAUUUAUUUGAUACAUACUGUAAAUUAGCUGAUUAAUAGAAAUAGUCAUUACAUCAUGGCACAAAGCACACUGAGAGGAUCUAAACAUUACAUGUGGGAUGUCACCAAGAUGCUGGGCCAAGGUGCUACAAGUAAAGUCUAUAGAGGCAGGAAUAAGAUCACAGGAGAGGAGGUGGCAGUGAAGGUAUUUACCUCAGCGGCCGCUCUAAGGCCAUUUGAGGUCCAAAUGAGGGAAUACUCCCUUAUGAAGAAGAUGGAUCACAUAAAUAUUGUCAAGAUGCAGGACUUGGAACAAGAGAUUGGAACUGGUAAUAAAGUGAUAAUUAUGGAGCUAUCUACUUGUGGAAGUCUGUAUAAUAUGCUAGACGAUCCAAAAAAUGCUUAUGGACUAGAGGAAACAGAGUUUCUGCUUGUUCUAAACCAUGUUGCAAAAGGAAUGAAAUAUCUUCACGAGAAAGGCAUUGUGCAUCGUGAUGUAAAGCCAGGAAAUAUUCUUUGUUAUAAAGGAGAAGAUGGAAGAUUUGUGUUCAAGUUGACUGACUUUGGAGCAGCAAAGGAAUUGCAGUACGAGGAAGAGCAGUUUGUGUCCUUAUAUGGUACAGAGGAGUAUUUGCAUCCAGAUAUAUAUGGUUGUGCUGUGAUGCGAGACAAGGAUAAGGAGAAAGUCUUUGAUGCCACCGUCGACCUCUGGAGUUUAGGAGUAACAAUUUUCCAUGCAGCGACUGGUCGAUUGCCUUUUAGACCAUUUGGAGGCAGAAAGAACAGAGUAACCAUGUAUGAAAUAACAAAGAGUAAAGAACCUGGCUAUAUAUCGGGAAUACAACAAUCUGAAAACGGCAAAAUCGAGUGGAGUAAAGAACUACCACUUACAUGUCGUCUCUCUCUGGGAUUAAAGAUGUUUCUGACUCCAAUAUUGGCUGGUUUGCUGGAAAGGAAUGACAGAUAUAAACUUUCCUUUGGAAAUUUCUUCACCAAAGUCGACAAGUUGAUGUCGAAGAUAAUCAUCCACACCUUUAGUCCAAAUACGUGGAUGCACAUGAGAAUUUAUAUUGAUGGAAAUAGCAAAAUUACACAACUACAGGACUACAUCGCUGAGCAGAGUGAUAUAGCUAUUCAGGACCAGGUUCUCAUUCAUGAUGGGGAUCUCUUAAAUAACAUUGUCGACAAUAUGAUGUCUGUUACGCACUUUCCAAAAUCUGUGUUUAGUGAAAAGACUCCAAUAUUUGUGUUUACGAAACAUUCUGAUGACCAAAGGGCAUUUCCCAAAUCAUGGUGUCCAGACUUCCCUAAGUUUGGCAAUAGUAUUAACAUAUCCAAUGACCAUCAGAUGGCUAAAAUGUGCUGUGGAAUUCACUUCUUACUGUGCAAGGAAAUGGGACGUUAUCACAUGCAGAUGGACUUGGAACGACUCAGUGUUCAGAGUUACAUACACGAACUGAAGCAUGAAUGUUCCCAUUUGUUGAGUUAUGACAGCCGACUAAGAGAUCAUUGUGCUACCGACCUUACCAUGCUGAACAACUUUAUUCAGGAAUCACAGCAGAAGAUCUUAAUACUGUCAGCAGUACACACUGUAGAGCCGUCAAAGCUUGUGGCCCUACAGGAGAAAACCAACGCCAGGAUUAGGGAAUUACAAUCUACAGCAGACAAUAUAAGACAUGAACUGAAAAGGACCAAGAAAGAUUUGUCAAAUUAUCAGGAGAAAAUCAACAGAAAAGAGCUUGAACGGAGUUGGGACAAUGCCAUUGGCUGUAACAAUGAAGGGGAUCGAUGCAAAGAGAGGCAAGAAGUAACAGUGGAAAUAAUACAGAGGAUCGUCCGACACUUCAAGGAGCACCGACAAGCUCAGUACCUCAGCAGAACAGAAGAAGACAUCCAUGCUUUUGAAAGAAAUCAGUUGGAGGAGUUGUGUAUCAAGGCCAAGUCUCUGAUAGAGACGUGUGACAGUCGUGGGCAGAGGCAGUACGAGAUGUUCCACAGAUUCUAUAGCAAAGCUGUGAGUACAAGGGAGGAAAAUGAUUCAUUAGACCGAGCCUUGGCAUCCCUGGAGAAAAUACGAAUAGAUUUUGAGAAACAUCUCAGUGAGGUAGUGGCAGAACUGGGACAUGACUGUAGGAAGGUGUUGGAAAGUUCACAGACAGAUCCCCUCCGUUCUAGGGGGUCCAAACAGAACCUUACUAAUGGCAUUGAUAGGGACACACGCAGAAAUCUGCUGACAGAAGCUAAUAUUAGUUUGAAAAGUGGUUUUGAAGAUUUAAAAGGGGAUAUACAGAGGAAUAAUGACUUGCUGAAAAUGAGUGGUGAAAUUCUGGAGGAAUUGAAAAACACAAGUCCACCUCUCAUUCUAAACGGUGGACUGGAAAAGAGUUCAGGUUAUGGAUGAAGUGCUGCGUACUGAUUACUGAUGGAGAAUGAUACCAAAUCAGCUAUGAUUAGCUAGAUCACAUGAACAAUAAUCACUUGGCGAUGAUGCCUGAUCAUGAAGCAGUUAUAUUCUACCUGAUAUACUGCUGAAACCUGCUAGUGCAUGGGUUAUAGACAAUCAAGAAAGAGCCCUGCUGCAUCGUAGUUGAAAAUACAUUGAAAUGACAAACUGAUACCUGCAGGUCGUUGAUAUUUCAAUAUCAACUUUGGAAUGUAUGAGUAUUCAAAGGUUUUAUAGAAGUGUAUAGUCACAUUUUUUUUAUCAGCAUUGGGACUAAUCUUAUACAUACCAAUGUACACACAUGUAUGUAAGGACCUUGAGUUACAGCUGUGCCACACCUUUGUGGCUGUAUAUAGAGGUUUGGGUGUCUUAAACCAUGGAGUGUUUUUCACUUUUAAACAGACUUUCUUACGUAUAUACCUUUGGUAUUUGGUUGUGCUGUUUACUCAGAGGAAAGUCUUUUAGGACAUUAUUAAACAAUAAAUCACGAAAAAUGAGUGAAAAUCUGCUUUGUUGUGUUGAGCAGUAGCAAAAUGUCUGAUGCCAGGAACCCUGGGCAGCUUUUGACUGAAAUUACAUUUUAAAAAUGACAUGGGGUAUACAAAAGGCAAAUUUAGACCUGGUUUUAGAGCCAUGGCCAGACAAAUGAUUGAAAAACUCGCGUGUUUGUUAAUAUUUAGAUAAUUAUGGUGUACAAUAUAAAAGUAAUUAAGAGAUCAGUAUGAAAAUAUUGGAUUGGUGAAGAUUGUUUCUAGAAUGUAUAGGGCCAGGUCUUAAAGUUACGUAAUGAAGCGAAUUACAAGACCUACAUGUACCUGCAUGUAGAAAGAUAUUGUCAACAAUCUCUACAAUCUCAAAGUAAAAAAUUCACAGGACAAUUUGUUCUUUCACUUCUGAACAUUUAAGAUUCAAAGAUUGGUGUUUGAUAUACAUAUUGAUAUGUAUGACCGGGCACCUCAUGACCCAAAGUUUGAGAACUUAAAUCUUUACAAGAGAAAGCAUCGCACAAUUGAUAUAUGAUUAACCAUUGUGUUGCUCUACCCAAGACGACAGUAAGGAUGUCAAAAUGUUAUCAAGAAAUGUUAAUGAUACAAAUCAUGUACAUGUAUAUUACAACUCAAAACUGUUAUAAUUCAAUGCUACUAAUACCAUGAAUAAAAGACAUAUGACAUCAUCAUAGCAUAUGCAAACGGUUUAUUAGGAAAGUUGAAAAAUAUCUGAAAUAUUAACAUAGAGAUGGAAGUGCUUGUCUAUUGAUAUUUCUUGAAAAUUGUGUGGAGAACAUUUGUGGAAAAAUUGAAUAAAAAAAAAGGCUAUCAGAGUUACUUCCCUUCGUUCCACUCUGUCGUAUUGACAGCCGAGCGCGAUGGGAACAAAAAAAAAGUAGGAUAUCCUUAUUGGUAUAUUAAUAACAACUCAAAAUACUGUAAUGGGUUAUAAGUAUGAUAAAUACGGUAAUAGAGUACCUCGGUUUUGUUUUAAUAGUGAAACAAAUACUUGAACACGGAAAAUAAAUGUUGUGUGUGUCCUCGUGUAUUAACAUUAGUGAUUAUGUCACAGAAGUACUUUGUUGUAAAAUAGAAAGUCCAAGAAAAUGUGUGCCGUAAAAUAUACUGUAUAUUGUAGUCCCUAUGCUUCUGCAAAAAGGAAUAUACUGUAAGGCGAAACGGACACUGAGGAAGGAUUAUGGUGUAAGAUUGAACAAUAAAUAGAAAAUCUUAUUUGUUUGGGUAUUUUGGAUUGACAAAACUUACUUGAAAUUAUUUCUAAAUACAUUGUAUUCGUCGAAAUUACACAAUAAUACACAAAAUAUUAAUUAAAUAAAAACGUAUGAAAUUUACACGUUAUUAGAAUAUGUUGAGAUUUAAAAUACAAGUCAUUACAUGUGAAAGGGCAAUAUUAAUGCAAAAAGGCGCAUUGUUUGUAGACCAUUAUGGUAAUAGUCGCCAAAUAUAUUGUACAUAGUUUGUACAAUGCUAUAUGAGAAUGCUUAAUACAGCGGCAUGGGCUGUUAACUUAUAUUUGUAAGUAUUGGCACUUACCAUAAAACGGGACGAUAUUACAAUAAUGUACAUUCAAAGCAAUUAAGUUGUCGAAAAUUACUGAUUUAUGUGGUGUUUUUUUGAAAGUAGAAACCACUUUGAACGAAACAUUCAAGCUCAGUAUUUGAAAAAAAAGAUAAAUGCACAGUUAGGAUACAAGAACAAAAUAGCAGAUUGUAUAUUUUGACGAAGUUUCUUAUUUUGAUAAUGUAACUUGCUAGGAUGAAACGUCAGAAAUGUGGACCUUAUGUACAGUACUUUUUAACAUAAAGACGUCAUUGUUGAACUUUUUCUGUCUGUGUGUAAAUAACAAUGAUAAACUUUACAAAAUGAAGGUGUGGUACAUUGAGUAUAUACACAUAACAAAAAGGUCAGCUUAAGACGUUAUAUUUUGGCUAACCUUUCCUUUGAAUUAUGUUAUUAAUGUAUACAUGUAUGUAGGAGUGGUCGAUUUAACUCAUAAAAUCAAACUACUAAUUUUGCUAUCAAAUUAACAUUAAGAGCAAUCCUUUUCAAGUACUUAUUUAUGACAUAUAGGCUACACUACAAUUAAUCCGAAGGUUUCUGAGGUUUUGUCGGCCCUUUAAAAACCAAUGUUCAAUUUUAAAAAGGCCAGAUUACACUAGUUUACAAAUUAUUUAGUGAUCUAUUGUCGGUAUAUAACAUCAAGUUUUCUAAACUGAAUGAGUAUCUACAUGUAGAUUAAGAAACACAAGAUAUUUGGUAUCUGAGGUAACACUGAAGGAAUAUCCCUAAUCAAGAAACAACUACCACCGAAACUUUAUGUACUUCGUGUAUGAUAUUCCACAACAUUUUGUGACAUCUAUCUAUUUAGUAGUUUAAGUCGGAAGUCGAUGAAACGUUUCCAGAAAACUAAGCCUCAAUAUGGAGCAGCGCUUCAGUAAAGUCUCAAUAUAUCGUAUCUAGAGAUACAGUGCACUACAAGCGUCUGCUUCUGGUUAGUAUUUAUUAAAAAAAAAUAUUGGCCCUUACUACCACAUCUAGGGGCUAAUAUUUUCUAUUAAUACUUACCAGAAGCAGACUCCUGUGAGUGCCCUAACACGGAGUUAGAAUUGAGUUGAAUUGAAUUAUCUAGCACGUAAUUAAUGUGUUUCCAAUCAGAGUUUUGGUUAUGCGAACUAAUAUUUGUUUGCGACUGUCCGAUAUUUGGUUAGUCACUCAGAUAUUAACAAACUAGAGCAAGAUUUAUCAACACCAAUACAAUGAACUCUCAGAUGUAUGUGUAUCAGUGCGAUACCAUCUGGUCAUUGUUGUGAAUAUGUGAUGUGAUGGAAGUAAUAACAAUAAAACGAAAAUAUUUCAAACGGAA
Molecule: messenger RNA, 6334 nt
Organism: Pecten maximus
Lineage: Eukaryota; Metazoa; Mollusca; Bivalvia; Pectinida; Pectinidae
Product: serine/threonine-protein kinase TBK1-like
Exons: 19
Coding region: 596-2920 (774 amino acids)
Biological process (GO): peptidyl-serine phosphorylation
Cellular component (GO): cytoplasm
Molecular function (GO): ATP binding; protein serine/threonine kinase activity
Source: RefSeq, a predicted model, not a curated record